AUGGGCAGCCACGGGAAGGCGGCGCGCUGGUUCCCCAACCUCAGCCACAACCACCGUUCUUCGUCGUCCUCCGCCAGCCGGAACCCUAGGCCGGUGACGCCUCCGCCGACUGAUGUGGCGGCGUCGGUAGAGAUUCCGAGGGAAUUCGUCUGCCCCAUCUCCGGACGCCUGAUGGCCGACCCCGUGAUCAUCGUCACCGGCCACACCUACGAGCGGAGCUGCAUCCAGGCCUGCAAAGACCUCCGCGUGGUGCCUCCCGGCGCUGGCGAGGUUUCCGCCGCCGAUCUCCUCAUCCCCAACCUGGCCCUCCGCGCGGCCAUCUUCAACUGGUGCGGCUCCCGCGGCCUCGACCCCCCGCAGGCCGUGGAUCCCUCCACCGCCAAGCUCUUCGUCCGCGACCUCCCCUCGUCCUCCCCUCCCCCCUCUGCAACAGAGGGAGAGAGGGGCAGGAGAUCUCCUAAGACCUCGAUCGAUUUGAGCCCCCAAAUCUUCCAUUCCCCGACGAAUUCCUCCUCCAACGUCGCCACCACCACCUCCUCCUCCUCCUCCGACAUCCCGCCCUCCGAUCAAAUCUCGCCUUCUCCAGGCUUGGGCUUGAGCCACCCCUUGGGCAGGGAGAUCCUCACGGGGCUCAAGGCGCCGCAGAUCUCGGAGCAGGAGGAGGCGGUGCGCUUCCUCCGGUCCUCCACGCGGGACGGCAGCGGCGACAACCGGGUCGCCCUCUGCGACGAGAAGAUCCUGGCGGCGCUCCGGCCCAUGAUCCUCUCUCGCUACCCCUCUCUCUGCCUGCACGCCGUCGCGUCGCUGGUGAACCUCUCCCUCCACCCGCCCAACCGCGUCCGCAUCGUCCGCGCCGGCCUGGUUCCCCCCCUCGUCGACGUCCUCAAGAACAGCGCCGUCCCGGAGGCGCAGGACCACGCCGCAGCCGUGCUCUUCAGCCUGUCCGUGGAGGACGACAACAAGGCCGCCAUCGGCGUCCUCGGAGCUCUCCCCCCGCUCCUUCACCUCCUCUGCCGGAACCAGGCGGAGGAACGGACGCGCCGUGACGCCGGGAUGGCGCUGUACCACCUCUCCAUGGCCGGCACCAACCUCUCCAAGCUGGUGAAGCAGGGCGCCAUCAAAUCCCUGCUGGCGCUGGCGGCGGCGCCCCCGGCGGAGGCUCACUCCCUGCCGGGGCUUGCGCUGAUGAUCGUCUGCAACCUCGCGUCGUCAAGGGAAGGCCGGGAAGCGAUGAUAGAGGGGGGGGCGGUGCCGGCGCUGGCGCGGCUGCUCAGGGCGGUGCCACCGGCGGCGGCUGCGGGGAGGGACUCGGAGGUGGAAUUGAAGAAGGAGUACUGCGUGGCGGCGCUGUACUCCAUGAGUAAGGCGACGAUGAGGUUCCGGGGGAUAGCCCAGGCGGCGGGUUUGGAGGAGGUGCUGCGGGCAGUGGAUCAGGAGGAGGAUGCGGCGGCGUUGGCGGAGGAGGAGGACGGGGAGGCGGGGGCACCGGAGAGGGCGAAGAAGAGGAGGUUCAGGGAGAUGGUGAAGAGGACUCUGCGGGCGACCUGUGGCAUCGCCGCCGGCGACGACGACGACGGCGGCAGCAGCAGCUGCGGCAGCGGAGACACCCCCGGCUCGCAGGCCUUCGGCACCUACUCCGAGCCCAUCCUCCGGAUGCACUCCUCCUCGGUCAACGCCCACGCCCACGGGUCCAACACCACCCAGUUCUAG
Molecule: messenger RNA, 1710 nt
Organism: Spirodela intermedia
Lineage: Eukaryota; Viridiplantae; Streptophyta; Magnoliopsida; Alismatales; Araceae
Source: the annotation of a GenBank genome assembly